CGAACGGAGCGUCGAACAGCGACGGCGACGACGACGACGAUUUCAAAGAAGAGAGCUGCGGAUGCAAGAAAUAAAGAAAGAAAGAAAGAGGGAGGAGGAGGAGGCGCGAGGAUGAGAAGGGGAGAUGGCGGACAUGAGGAGUAGGAGGAGGAGGGCGAGGGAGAGAGCGAGGGCGGUUUUGUUGUUGGGGCAAGGGUGUGCGAUCCGGAGAUAAGAAUGGGAUCUGGAAAAAUGAAAAGGUUUUAAGGGCGGGAGAGAGGAGAAAGGGCAGAGGGCGUGCAGGAAGGAAGGAAGGAAGGAAUAAAUCAAAUCCAUGUUCUGACCUUUUGGGGAACAGUUGGCAAACAAGGGGCGGAAAUUGGGAGAUUUGGAAUUGUCAUUGCUCGAUUGAUUGGUUGAUUGAUUGAUUGAUUGACUCAUCGAUUGAUUGAAUGAUUGUUCCUUCCGAUUGAUCGAUCCGUCGAUUGACUCAAUUAUGAAUUGACUCAGCUCACUGAGCCAUCGAUUGGGCGUUCGAUCGAUCGAUUGUUCGCCUGCUGCUCGUCCUUUAAUCCUCCUCGUCCUCGUUUUCGUUUUAUGCGGCCUUCUCUCGUGACAGGUGCUCUGCGCAGUUCGUAGCCUGUUUGGUCCCUUGCUCGUCACUUGCUCGGGGGUCUGCUACUACAGCGGCGUGUAGAGCGAGCUGGUGAGGAAGAAUUGCAAGUGGACGUGUAAGAGUGGACCUUCGUUUGGACGGUAUCUUGUCGGCCUGCCUAAACGUCCGGCGGAAGGAGCGGUAGUGAAGCGUGCCCACGCUGGCUCGUCGCUGCGUGGCGAGCGAGACACAGAGAGAGCGAGAGGCAGACAGGACGUUGACGCUGAAGCAGACCGAACGACUGCAGUUCGGCAGUUUGAAUCCCGCUUGCUCGAUUCUGCACAAGUGUAUAAAGGGAGACGGCGCUUUCUCAGAGCCCGGAAGACUGCAGUUUGCCAGAUCCAAUCACUGUUGUCCCUGCAAAUUUCGAGCUCCUGCUGUACAGUGUCGGAGAGAGCGAGAGUAAGUAGGUAGAGAGUCCCGUAGAACGAGAGAGACGAGCGGAGCAGGUGCGAAGAUUUCCAUCAUUAUCGGCUCGAAGGUUUUCACCGUUAGGAAAUCGGAUGGACGGUUAUUGAGCGGAAACCCACAGGUUGUGAAUACGGGCUGAGUUCAGUUUCGGGAAGUCUUCUAGUCGAUGCUUACGGAGAAUUAGAGGCGCGGAGUUCCCAAAUAUUUCCCAGAUUUUGUUUGCAGAAUUCGGAACGAAGCUAAGGCGUUAGAAAAUUCCUUCUGCGAGCGCCGAAGGUUUAGUGGCUUGUGGAGAGGGAAGGUGAAACAACUGAUUUGUUGUCGACAAAACGUUCACCACGGCGCGAAAGGCGAGCACGGGGGGGAUUAUGCCUUUCAAAGGCAGAAUCUCUCCCUUCUUGGUUCUUGUGGUGGUAGCGUUCGCCUUGGUGGGGUUGGUUAGCUUCCAAACCUUGAAAGAGCGGAAAAACACAAGCGCUCUUCUGGAGCAGAGUCAAUCCGAGCUGGGAAAGAUCGAGACACAAUUGAAGGACCAUGUCAAAGCAUCUCAGAGCAAGGAUGAAUCUUUGAAGGUGAUGGAAGAUGAAAGAGAUUUUUUGAAAAAGCAGCUCGCGGAGCUUCGACGGCAUGCUGAUUCUACACAGGAAGAUCUUAAAGCGACCCUGAAAAAACGGGAAGAGCAACUUCAGGAUAUAACAGAAAACCACAGGAAGGCUUUGGUCGAGGUGGAACAGCUCAAGGGACAACUGAACCAGAAGGAGGGAGAGAUAGUUGCAGUUCGAACUCAGCUGCAGGAAUAUGCAUUUGCCAAAGCCAGAGAAAGCGCUGAGCAGCUGAACAAAGAUAGCAAGGGAACGAAAACCGUCGACGAAAAUCUAGAUGAAGUCAAACCUGCUGAUGAGGCUGGAAUUGCUGAUAGAUCCAAACUACAAGAAGAGGAGGAGUUGCAGCUGAAAAAAGAGACUGAAUCGUUGGCUGUUGAGAAGGAAAUGGACGAAAGAAGUAAGCCGACCGUGACUGAUGAAAAAUCUGGCGAUGGUCAUGACGACCAAAUCGAAAAUCCCAAUCAAGAACAGCAGGUCGGCGAUGCGAAGCAAGAAACGCAGAAUAAGGCUGACCGGGAUACAGCAGACGAGGAUAGAAUUGAGCUUGCUGUGAAGGAUGAAAACAAGGACAUUCUUCAAGAUGAAGAGACUGACGAGCAAGAGUUAGCAGAUCGCCGAGACGAAACUGAAGAUAAUGAUACCUUAGAUACCGGUAAAUCCUCCCAGGAUGAAGAGGAACAUCAGGAAAUGAAUAGUGAUCUUAUGAGUGACAUGAGAGCAGAUCACGACGACGAUACCACACAACAAGCAGAACGUGGGUUAGACUGAUGUCAUUGAGCACGAAGCUCUGCGACCAAUUCCGCUCUCCUCGCCUGCUUCAAAGGAGUUCUUACGUUCAAUGGAGGCCACUUUUUCCACCUGCAAGCGGCACUUCACCUACUGCGAGUCUCUUGUGGUGGUGGUCUUCUCCAUUCUGUCUAAUCAGAAUAUAGGUUACAGAAAAAUCAAGCCUGUUUCGAAAAUAUAUUCUAGCUGGGAAAGUCAGGCAUGGAUCUGUCAGCUAUAAGCUGAAAGUUUCCGGUGCGUACAGGUGCAAACUGUGUUCGCCAAGAAGUUGGUUGUAUAAAGCUUACCUCAAGCUUGCUGAUCUCAAAUCUACGGUCCCUACUGCAGACUGAUAUUGUGGUGGUGAAUAGGUGAGGUUUGGACUGAACUGUACGGCGGCGAAGUUCGGCUCUACUUCCCUUCCAUUUGUGGACGAAAUUCAGUCCACGUACACGGCUUCAGAGUUGCACUAUGAUUUCCUGUAGCUCUUACGUUCUGUAUUAUUAUUAAAUUAAGCAGUUACGUAGUAUCAUCAGGCCACAGCCAAAUUUCUGUCAUUCCUUAAGACGGUACAUAUCAGAAUAUCGUCAAUGCUUUUUAGAUGAAAUGAAACUCUCUCAUUGAGGAUACCAGAUUUGCCAAAGGACAGCUGGAAUUGGACUACCGGGAAUAUGAGCCACACUGGGAAGGAGCCAGGACUUUACACUUACCUAUAUGCGUCUCCCUGGCGGUUCAUACUUCCGUGGUUGCAAUGAGUGAUAGUCACACGAAUGGAUGGUGGAUGUCAUGAUUUAUUGUGCCCGGACGCAGUUGCCCCCUCCAUGAUAUCGCGUGUCUGUCGUCCUGUUUUUACCUGCUGCCUGCAACUCUUGUGAAGUUCCGUCCUUGUCUGCAGAGUGAAGUGGUCUUCCUUGCAACCAUCACUAUCAAGUCAUCGUGAGGAUUUUCGAAUGUUCGACCGGGCUCCGACUUUUAUUAUAAUCUACUGACGUUGUGUUCUAUUAUUAGGCUCUCCUCACUCGCUCCUAAUGAGAUGCCCUCCUGCGCUUACUGCACAUCAUCCUCAGACUGCCACUUUCCAGCUCACUCGUGGUCCUAUAUUGGCCGAUAAUGUAAUGGGAUCGGUAAACCUCAUGCCAUGGUACUCUCGUUUUCUGCCAACAUUCCUCAGCCUUUUCACGCUCAUCAUGAGAGUGUAGUACAUCCUGACUGUUUAGUGCCAGAGAAUCCGUUCCUCUUGUUUCGACUGCGCAUGAUUUCACGGCAGAGUGGAGGCUUCCCAUUGCUGGAGAGGUACGUUUCGUAGAAUGUCCAAGCACUUAAGGCAACAGUCAGGGUACUAACCUCUGUCCGAAAUCGUACCUGGCCACUACAAUAGCCUCUGACUGCCGACCCAGACAUGAGUCCUCUUUAAUAUCGAAGCGCAGUCCUGUGCAUCAGGUUUGAUACCUCCUGAUGAGCAGGAACUCUAGCUACAGAGGAGUUGUUUUCAUGGGAUGGAAAAUGCUCAAUCAAUGCUACCCCACCCGCUCAGUCUAUCACAGCCAGCUCCGCAUGGUGGAAGAGGGAUCUCGGUCCGUUUUGCUGAUCGGGUAAAUUCGUCCUCCACCCCUCGAAGUAGACACGAUCCUGCAUCAUCCCCCCGCGAAGGUCCCUCGGAACGUGUUCCAACGUGCCCUGAACCUCCCCGAGCAUGACAACGUGCUACGCUAGAGUCCAAACUUACGAGGACUCGUUACCACCCUAAGGCCUCUCUCACAGACUUCCGACUGCGUACGACCUCCAAGUCCGAAGUCCGAAGCGGACUACGGCGACCUGCGGUUGAGAUCAACUUCUUCGAGGCUCUGGGACGACCAGAGCUUCCGCAGCUCUCGAACAACUGCGUAUGGGGGAAGAUGCGUCCGUGACCUCCUCCACUCCGGUGCCGUUUCGUUCGCAAGCAGCUCCUCGGAAUUCGAAAUCGAAUUCUCUCGGCCCCUAUUAGAAUUCGAACGGAUCUCGCCGAGCGAAAUCGCCGCUCCGCUGAACUGUCGGAAAUCAUCGGCUCCAGCAGCGCAGUCCACGGCUGCGCAAUGUAACCACGUGAGCCGAUCGGGCCUUAGGGCUCACGUGGAGGGCGUGAGAGAUAUCCGACUCCACCAGUGUGAACGCGAACAAUUUGCACCGAGCCUGCCAGCACUCACUCCGACAAGGAAGCGGAAGCCUUCUCGAAAUAGAACUCGGGAUCGGAGUCAGUCUGUGGAACAACGUGCAUGAUUCGACCCGCUCGGCAGCGGUUGCCCCGCCCGGGAUUGCCCGGCGGUUCUUGCCAAGUGGAGGCCGGCCGGCCGGACGGGCGGUCGGUUGAUCUGCGUCCGCGUUGGCGUUGGCGCUGGAAGGAGCGCGCGGCAGGGAUGAUGGCGCGGCGAGAGGGCGCGGGCGGGCGGGACGAAGCUGGGCUCCAUGCACGUUGAACCGAACGCUCCGAUCCCUUCGGUUCGCACGGACGAUGGCCAACAGUUCGAAAUCGGGUCUCGGGACGUUCGCGCGGCACUUCCUGGGAUCUCGCUCAACAGUUCAAAAUCGGGCGCGGUGCGUGCCAUCGUUGCCACCUUUGGGCGCGGCCGAAGUUUGGUUC
Marchantia polymorpha subsp. ruderalis is the source of this 5032-nucleotide messenger RNA. Lineage: Eukaryota; Viridiplantae; Streptophyta; Marchantiopsida; Marchantiales; Marchantiaceae. The record is from the annotation of a GenBank genome assembly.